AAGGAUGCAGGCUGCCGGUAAAAUCAGAAGAAGAAGAAAAAGGAAAACAUUGCGUAAAACCGUUUCUCUUAAUUUUCUCCAAGGAGUUAUGUCAAUUUGUAGCAACGGAAUAGCAAAAACUCAUUUGAUAUGAGACAAAAAUUGAUUUACCCGUUUACUUGUGAAUGAUCCCUCUUUUUAAGAAAAAUGGAGCAGGAGUUUAAGAACAUCGAUUCAUUUGGAGAGUGGCAAAAUCUUUUUAACGAAAUACAUAAUCAGUCUCAAAAGUGGUCCUACAACGUGGCAAAGUUCCCAGAAAAUUGCAGUAGAAAUAGAUAUAGAGACGUCAGUCCUUAUGAUCACAGUCGGGUGAAAUUAGAGAAUUCUGAGAACGACUACAUAAAUGCCAGCUUAAUUACCAUGGAGGAGGCUCAAAGAAGGUACAUAUUGACACAGGGUCCCUUGAAGAACACUUGCGGUCACUUCUGGCUAAUGGUUUGGGAACAGUGUUCCAAAGCUGUAAUUAUGCUUAACAGAGUUAUAGAGAAAGGCUCGGAGAAAUGUGUACAGUACUGGCCAUCAAAAGAGGAGCAAGGCAUGGAUUUCAGUGACAUUGGGUUCAUGGUGACACUUGUGUGUGAGGAUGUUAAACCAAAUUACACAAUAAGACUAUUAGAACUUCAAAAUGGCAAGAGAGGAGAAACCAGAGAUAUCUACCAUUUUCAUUACACAGCAUGGCCUGAUUUCGGCGUACCAGAGUCCCCAGCAUCCUUCCUUGACUUUCUUUUCAAGGUUCGUGAGUCUGGAUCAUUAGGGCCUGAGAAUGGACCUGUGGUGGUCCACUGCAGUGCAGGAAUAGGACGAUCUGGAUCUUUCUCGUUGGUUGACACGUGCCUCGUCUUGAUGGACCAGAGAAAUGACUUUUUGGCUGAGGACAUACAAAAGGUUUUGUUAGAUAUGAGAGAGUAUCGAAUGGGCCUUAUUCAAACCCCAGAUCAACUUCGGUUUUCAUAUAUGGCAGUCAUUGAGGGAGCUAAGGUUAUUCUGGGAGACUCUACUUUACAGAGCCCGAUCUUGAGUCCCGAGAAUGACAUUGGAGAUUCUGACUGUAUGAGACCACAGAAUUCAGGAAGAGAGCGAGAAUGGAAACGAUUUCCAAAGGAAGAGCAGCUUAGCAGGUUAAAAACAUUCAGUCUACGCAAGAGGAACCGCAAGGAGCGGAUAGCCAAUACAGCACAGCAAGUGCAGAAAAUGAAGAUGAAAUUGAGUGAUUCAGAGAAAAAGAAAGAGAACUGGCUGUUCUGGAGACCAAUUCUACUUAAUGUCGGCGCUGGUGCAGCUGUGGCAUUUGGACUCUGCAUAUGCUGGGCCUUUCUAUCCCAGUAAUUGUCCCACAGAUAAAUUUUCCUGUUUUUAAUUUUGUCCAGAGACACAAAUUGUUUUCUUGGUAGGUGCUUGGAUGUUUCUGAAUAAGGACAUAUUUAAGAAUGUUUACAAGCAUUCAUACCCAGAUAUUCUACAUAUUUAGUGAAUGUAUGUGUGAUGUAGUUAUUAGUGUAAUGAAUGUAGUUCAACUUUUGUAAUACCAUCUUGGUAAGUUUUCGAGGUCUGACAGUUUUCACUGUACUCUAUUCUGCCUGCAGCAUGCUGUUUAAAAGUAGUCUCCACUUGGUUCUGAUUGUUGUAUUUAUUUGAUGCUUUUGUCUUCAAAUUUCCACUUGGAAGUUCAUAAAGUGACUCAUUUGUUUCUACAGGUUAAAGCUCAGCGAGUUACUAUUCAUGUUACCAAUUGAGGAUCUUUUAGUAAUAAACUGACUGUAGAUUUACCCCAAAUGUAAUAAGUGGUGUGGUUUCCACUUGUACAUGAAUGUACAUAAUACA
Danio aesculapii is the source of this 1860-nucleotide messenger RNA. It is a transcript of the gene ptpn2a, whose product is annotated as protein tyrosine phosphatase non-receptor type 2a. Gene Ontology annotation, molecular function: protein tyrosine phosphatase activity. The record is from RefSeq and is a predicted model, not a curated record. The transcript has 9 exons. Gene Ontology annotation, biological process: protein dephosphorylation. The coding region runs from base 187 to 1365 and encodes 392 amino acids. Lineage: Eukaryota; Metazoa; Chordata; Actinopteri; Cypriniformes; Danionidae.